Messenger RNA from Durusdinium trenchii, 3006 nucleotides. NCBI's taxonomy places the organism in Eukaryota, Dinophyceae, Suessiales, Symbiodiniaceae. The record is from the annotation of a GenBank genome assembly.
AUGUCCACUGCAGCAUUGACCGAUCAGUUCAGCUCGCUGGUUUCAGGAAUUCGCGUCAUGUCCAGUUGUGUUGAGGGCGUUCGGUUUUUCUCGCGCGUGCAUCCGAAGAUGUAUCGAUGCCUUGGAAGAUCCAAAGUCGGGCUCAGCCGCGGGCUCCGGCUCCGCGGGCGGCAGCUGACUGCACUGGGCAGCGGUCGCUUCCGGCUCCAUGAGCCGGGAGUGGACGAAGAGCAGCUCCUACAGGGCCUGCCCUCCAUGGCGGAGGUGGAGCACUUCGCCAGGUACUGGAAGCAGCGAGUGCCAUGCCCAGACCCCUGGGCUCCAGUGGAAGGUUUCUACAUUCUGUCCCUGUAUGGACGUGCCCGGCGCAGAGUCUAUUUCGGGCGCUAUGAGACGAAGAGGUUGAUGGAGCAUGUGCUUUGGACGAGCUGCAUUCGCCCAUCCUUUGAAGGGGAAGAGCUUCUGCCGGCACCCACGAUCCUGCUGGCCACCUAUGGCACGGCAUUUUUCCGGCAAAAGGACGUUUUCCUGAAACUUCUAGCUCCUCUGCAAGAAGCUUUGCGCCUUGAUGGCACUCUGAUGCCAAAUGAGGUGUCCAAACUGGCUUGGAUGUUCUCAGCUGCACGAGUCUAUGAGCACGAGAUGAUACCUGUAGUGGGAGACUUGGCCUUGCGCACCUCAGACAUGAGGCCAACCCACCUGGCACAAGUCUCCAACGGCCUCGGCCGGAUUCUGGCGGCGCCCAACAUGGAGGAGUCGAUCCUGCCCACCCUCCAGCGGGUCUUGGAGCAACUCCGACAACAAGACCUGGGCUUGCUGCAAACCCGCGAUGUGCAGGCGUUAGCGGCAUGUUUCAACCGCGUCCCGGUGGGCUGGCCUGUGGUGGUGGAGUUCUUGCAAGAUAUGCUGCGCUUCUACCAUCGGAAAGACCUCAGCUCCGAGCAGUCCUUGGAUCCACGGUCCAAGGUGGUUCUUUACCGCAGCUUCUUGCGGCACCAGGAGGCUAUGGAGCAGAAGGAGUUGCAGGAUGCCAUGCAAGGUUUGUUUCGAGACACCCUCAACAGCAUGACCGCUUUGCUGGUUGAGGCCUCUCGAAGUGAUCAAGAACAGCCUUGGGCACUACAAGAUCCGAAGACGUAUCAAGAGCGCCUGGAGGAGCCGAAUAUCUCGGAGUUCGAUCCGGAAUCCACGCAGAGGAUUCUUGGAGAACUUGGCGUGCAGACGGACUGGCAAUUGGAGGAGCUGCCGGAAUGGGAAGCCUCGGCCCAUGAGCUUCUGGAACGUCUCAACGAGGUGCCCUUCUUGGAGUCGCAUCCAGUACCGGACCGGGGACUUACCAUGGCCUGGGCCUCUUGGAGCCUGAGAUCUGCUGACAGAAGCGAGCUGGGUACAUUCCUGACGCGCAGCGGCUACCGCUCCACCGGAGGGCCUGGCUCGGAGGGCUACACCAAUAGUCCUUUGGAUCCCCUGGUGCCUUUGGUCGUGGGGAACUUUAGCCGCGCGGCCGACGCAGAGAUCCAGGCUUUGGCCCUGAUCUUGCAAAAGGCUGAGAAGUUAGGGGAUCUAUCGAGGAUCGCUGGGGUGGUUCACUUGGUGGUCACACAGACGCCCUGUGUGUCCUGCCUGGGUGCCAUGGCCCAGUUUCGUGCGCUGAUGCCAGAGGUGCACCUCCACUGCCACUUCCACCGGCUCAGGCAAGAGCGGGAGGCCCGUGCCGCCGACCCGAGGGAGCGGCGCCGAUCGAUUUGCUCCAUCUAUGAGACGACCAGUGGCAGUAGCGAAGGCCAGCCAUCCUUCUCCGAUGCUCUGGAGGUCUUCCGACGCAUGCUCCGUGUGGUGAGCAUGGAGAAGGAGGCGGAGCUCCUGAACGUUUUGGGUGCUGCGGGCACGGCGGAAGAAGAUCAUGGCCUUCCUUUGCCCGAGUCGGUCAUGUUACCAUCUCCAGGGACCUUCCACUCCUUGAUUGGCAUGGCCAUGGCGGAAGGUCGCGUGAAGGAGGCCAUCGGUCUCGUGAAGUAUCAGCGCUUGAAGGAGCUGCCGGUGUUCGCCCGUUCCCUGGCCAUGUUGGCGGAGGACCUCCGUGUGCCACCGCGCCUGGCGAUGCGCUUCCUGCACGAGAGCCAAGUGGCUGGACACCUGGCCUCUCGACGGUUGCUGAGCUUCCUCUUGAGGCGCCUGGCCAAGCUGGACCGUCCCGAUGCCUCGCGCUUGGCCGUCACCUUUUUGCGAAGAUGCUGCCGCAAAGAGGACUCCAUGGGCGUCUACUACCGGCCCGACUACCCCAUACCAACCAUCAAGCGCUAUCCUGGCUCUGGCACGGUGGCCGCUUGCCUGGCCUUGGCUCCCAGCGAGCUGCUGCCACGCUGGGCACGUGCGCUGGGCAUUUGGGCGCGUUGCAGUCAACCAGAUCAUGAGGAGGAUGCGGCGGUGCCGUUUCGAGCCUUGAUGAAGCGCCUGACGUCGCACGGCGGAUCCGUGGAGGAGACAUGUCGUGGAGAAGUUCUCAGGGCUUUACAAGCGACCGGCUUGUUGGAACGUAUGGUGGCACAAAAGGUGAUGGAUGAAGAUCAGGUGGCACGUGUUUUCUGAGAUGAUGGCCACCUCUAUAGGCGGAGUUUCUGUGGAUCCGCCGCUGCUUCGACGACAAGACGAAGAAGAAGAAGCAGAACCGGCUGAUGACCACCGCGCAGAAAAGCCAUGAUCCACUGUGGUGUGCAUCGAUGCGAGUUCGCGUGCGCCUCGCGCCGUGGUGUGCGGUCGCAUCGAUGUAGCGGCGCGGCGCGCGCCGAGCCAGUGGCCGUGAGAGAUGGAGAAAAAGUGUGGUCGAAUGGUGUGACCUGUUUUUGCUAAGCCGAAGCUGUUUUUGCGAGAGAUGGUGAUUUGUUAGUUUCCUUUGUGGGUCAUAGUUUUUAUUUUUGCCGGGAACUUAAGAAAUUUUGAGCAAUUCCAAGCAGAGAGCAGAUUGGCUUCUUGCUCUGAGGGAUGGCUUCGGUCAAGGAGUUCCAC